Drosophila eugracilis is the source of this 815-nucleotide messenger RNA. Its product is annotated as neuropeptide F. The record is from RefSeq and is a predicted model, not a curated record. The transcript has 3 exons. The coding region runs from base 231 to 539 and encodes 102 amino acids. NCBI's taxonomy places the organism in Eukaryota, Metazoa, Arthropoda, Insecta, Diptera, Drosophilidae.
GACUGUUCGGGAUCUGGAUGAUGGGUGGAAUGGGAUGGUACGGUUGGCCAUGAUAAGCCGGGCACAUCCUCAGCCGGCGACUCCUAUAAAUACCUGUUGCCAAUGGCUUUUGGCCAACAUUUAUUCACGGUUGCGUCCGCUGAUUACACACACACACAGUCCGCCAAAUAAUUGCAUUGUGAUACCGUUUGUUUUCUGAAAUACUCAAAUUUACACUUCAGAACAGAACUAUGUGCCAAACAAUGCGUUGCAUCCUGAUUGUUUGUGUGGCACUGGCUCUCCUUGCCGCCGGCUGCAGUGUGGAGGCCUCAAACUCCAGGCCGCCGCGGAAGAACGAUGUCAACACCAUGGCCGAUGCCUAUAAAUUCCUCCAGGAUCUGGACACCUACUACGGAGACAGAGCCCGAGUUCGGUUCGGCAAGCGUGGAGGCCUAAUGGAAAUCCUGAGGAAUCGUGAGCUGGACAACUUUAACCUGGCAAAGAAUGCAAACAACGGCGGUGAAUUGGUUCGCUCUUUGGAUGAGGAGGAGGUAUUUUAAACCCACCCACUAAGGACCAUGGCAACGUCACUAACUCAAGAUUUUAAAUAUUAGCAUACGCCUUUUUUGUUAAGUUCGUUUUUUCGGGGCAAUAGUUUAACGUGUUGGGUGAGACCUAGUAGUUGCAGCUACAGAAUGAAGUAUUUAAUAUAGUCUUGAUGUUUGUUAAAUAUUUAAAAAUACGCAAAUAAUCGUCUUCGUGAUGUAAAAAGUUGAAUAAAGAAUGCAAUGAGCUAAUGGUGGUUUAUAAUUAAACACUAUUAGUUCCAUAAAUUA